AUGAGACGUCGUACUGACCUCGUCUCAUGCGCGCCCUGCUCCGGCAAAAGCACCCUCUGUACCUCUCUCGCUGACCGAUAUGGUCUCGACCACUUCUCCAUCGGCAACGAGAUGCGCGAGUUCAUCAAAGCAGAACCUACAGGCCCCGCUGCUCUCAUUAAGCCCACAUUCACUGCCGACGAGAUCGCAACGUACACGAGGAACGUGAAAGCCAACACUUUAGCUCCGGUCAAUCUCACGCCCAAGUAUGUCAAAGAACGGAUCUUCGGUGUCGGCGCACGUCCCAGCAUCGUGUGCGUCCUCAUCGAUGGCUUCCCGCGCGAUGCAGCACGAUGGCCAUACUUCAAAGACGCCGUUGGGCAGCAUUGGAGACCGAGUGAAAAAGCUGUACUUAUCGUGUUACAUGCCAGUAGGGAAACGACAAAAGAGCGUUUCGAGAAGAGAGGUAGGGCGGGCGACGAGUUUGAUAAAAGGUUUGAUGAGCACGAGAAGAGCAUUAACCCAAUUAUUGAGGUGAUGAAGAGUGAUGGGUUGACGAUGAUUGAGUUGUCCGUGAACCACGGGAGGAGCGCGGAAGAGUUGAUUGAUGACUUCGAGCAAAUGCCAGCGUGGAUUAGCGCGCUUGAGGAGAAGUCAACUUCCGCUGUAGACGAGGAGAGCAGUCUCAGCGCGCCCUGA
Molecule: messenger RNA, 678 nt
Organism: Parastagonospora nodorum SN15
Lineage: Eukaryota; Fungi; Ascomycota; Dothideomycetes; Pleosporales; Phaeosphaeriaceae
Exons: 1
Coding region: 1-678 (225 amino acids)
Biological process (GO): nucleobase-containing compound metabolic process
Cellular component (GO): cytoplasm
Molecular function (GO): ATP binding; AMP kinase activity
Source: RefSeq, a predicted model, not a curated record